AUGAUAAAAUCCCCUUUCUAGGGCUUUCCCACUCUUGCCGCGAGUCGCGCUUGCGCAGCCCAAGGGUGGUCUCGCCUCCCUGCGCUCGUUCCGUGGGUUCCAUCGAGUGCUCCGGCGCGCCCGACACACGCGACCGUCAGCCAUUACAGGUGCAGCACGCGACGAUUCAUGCGACAAACCCUGGCGACUAUGCCGUGCGACCACCAGCAGCAAUUGCAACAGUCGGCGACAGCGGACCCGUUGUUGGCGACGCUCUUGGGCGACGAUGUGCGAUGGUUCGAAUGGUCGCCAGAGGGCCGCUUGCGAUGCACGCUGUCGCAGCACGAGUUUCCAAUCCGCGCUGAACACGUGGCAGGCCUAGUCGUCGCACGGUCGCAAGGAGAGUCGGUUCUCGUUGAAUCGCGUGAUUGCGAUUUGUCGCAGCCUCACCAGUCGCAGCAGCAGUUGUCACAGGAUGCAUGGUCGCAGCAGCAGUGGCGAACCGUGCGACAGCAUGUGCGAUCAAAAGCCUUCGCAGCAGCGGCGGCGGUAACGGAGGCGCUGGAGCGAGCCUCGCCGCACAUAGUGGCAUGCACCCAGGAUAGUGCUCGCCUGCAGUGUCGCCUCACAGGCAGCACCAUCGCUCGCACGGCUGCUGCCAUCAGCAGGCACACGGCGGGCCAUCGCUUCCAGUCUGCUCUAGCCCGAUUGGAGCCGCAGAAGGCAGCGGCACAACGACUAGAGCAGUGGCAGGAGUCCAUAGCAGCGCAGCAGCGGGCCCUCCCUGAAGGUACCUCUGUAGCAGCAGUAGCGGACGAGCGACAUGCAGCACAUUCACCACUCUUUUCACAGCACGCCAUGGCAUCGUUACAGUCACAGCACGCCAUGGCAUCGUUACAGUCACAUGCAUCUCAGCUAGCCGCGGAAUCUCUACAAUCACAUGUUCUACGAAAACCCUUGCACUCACAUGCCAUGCAUGGUCACCUGCCUGCCAUGCAUGGUCACCCCCCUGCCAUGCGUGCUUCAAUGGGAGAUGGCAAUGGAGAUGGAGGCUUGAAGCAUGCCCAUGGCAUGGAUGAGGACCAACCCAUGGAUGACGAUGACCUCAGCGAUCCAUCUGUGCAAAAAAGGAUAGCGGUUGCCUCUGUUGGUCCUCGGGUAAAUGCUCCACGCCACAAGAAAAGAUGCGUCUAGACGUGGUAGUUGCUGACCUUGUGUUGUGUAUAUUCUGUAUAAUUUCACUCGUUACUUCUAGACCUUUGUCUGUAGCCGAUUUCUGUGGACAUGUACAGCUGCGAAGCUCUUCAAAGUAGAAGUUGGAAAUGAGAAAA
Closterium sp. NIES-67 is the source of this 1310-nucleotide messenger RNA. The record is from the annotation of a GenBank genome assembly. Lineage: Eukaryota; Viridiplantae; Streptophyta; Zygnematophyceae; Desmidiales; Closteriaceae.